Molecule: messenger RNA, 1273 nt
Organism: Gastrolobium bilobum
Lineage: Eukaryota; Viridiplantae; Streptophyta; Magnoliopsida; Fabales; Fabaceae
Product: squamosa promoter-binding-like protein 9
Exons: 3
Coding region: 183-1253 (356 amino acids)
Cellular component (GO): nucleus
Molecular function (GO): DNA binding
Source: RefSeq, a predicted model, not a curated record
UAAUAUGGCCCAGCGUCAAGUCUCUCCUUUUGUCUUUCACUUUACUCUCUCACUACCGUUCCUUUUUUGAACAAUCUCUCUCACUCUCUAUCUCUCUCAUUCUUAUACACAUCCUUUUUCUUUCUCUUCUCAAUCACAAUGAAUGGACUCUAGUCACCACACCACACCACAUAGCUUGAGAAAUGGGUUCAGAAGCUUACACAAAAUCACCACCCAACUCAUCUUCUGAGUCCCUCAAUGGCUUGAAAUUCGGCCACAAAAUUUACUUUGAGGAUGUGGGUUUGGCUACUCCUGCCAGUGCCACCUCCGUUGCCGGUUCCUCCGGUUCAAAGAAAGGAAGAGGUGGUUCGGUUCAGCCGGCUCAGCCACCUAGGUGUCAAGUUGAAGGAUGUAAAAUAGAUCUGAGUGAUGCCAAAGCUUACUAUUCUAGACACAAAGUCUGCGCCAUGCAUUCCAAAUCCCCUACCGUCGUUGUCUCUGGUCUCCAACAACGGUUUUGUCAACAGUGUAGCAGAUUUCAUCAGCUUCCUGAGUUUGAUCAAGGGAAAAGAAGUUGCAGGAGGCGACUAGCUGGCCAUAACGAACGUCGGAGAAAGCCCCCGCCCAGCUCCCUCUUAACCUCUCGUUAUGCCAGACUUUCUUCAUCUAUUUUUGAUAAUAGUGGCAGAGGUGGCAGCUUUCUGAUGGAAUUUGCUUCAUACCCAAAGCUUAGUCUGAGAAAUUCACAUUCAACUCCUAGAUCACUUUCAUCUGAGCUAGUUCCUGGAAAUCAAACCACAACACAUAGCUGGCAGGGCAACUCAGAGACACCAUCUGACCUCUUCUUGCAAGGUUCAGUGGUUGGGACAAGCUUCCCUGGUCCCAGACAUCCUCCAGGGGAAAAUUACACUGGAGUCACAGACUCAAGCUGUGCUCUCUCUCUUCUGUCAAGUCAAACAUGGGGUUCUAGAAACACAGCACCAAGUCUUGGGUUGAAUAACAUGUUAAAUUUCAAUGGGACACCCAUGACGCAACUUGCUGCAUCUUCUCAUGGUGCAGCCAUCCAUCAACUUCCGAAUACCUCGUGGUGUUUCAAGGACAUUGAUCCCGGUAACUGCUCACACACGGUUGUGUCUGAUCUAGGUCUCGGUCAAAUGUCGCCACCUCUCAACAGCCAACUUCCUUGUGAGCUCGAUCUGUCCCAGCAGGGAAGGAGGCAUUAUAUGGAUCUAGAACAGCCCAGAGCCUAUGAAUCUCCUCACUGGUCACUUUAAUGCACUUGUUUGUUGUCAAG